CCAUUCAGUUUCCUCAAGUUUAUCUAGACAAUCAAAAUGUUUCAGUACGUCUCAUUCUUCGUGCUCCUCUUUGUCACCAUACUUCCUUCAUUUCCCGCCAGAAACAUGCCUGAUUUCAAAACUGUUUUUCCGGUCAAUCCUACAGCAUGGAGUACGUUUCAUAAGUUCUUAGAUGUUCGUCGAGGCAGUGAAAUCAUUGGCAUGUCUGAGUUAAAGAAAUACUUCCAUCAUUUCGGAUAUCUACCGAAAAAUGAUACAAACUUCACAGAUAUCUUCGAUGAAGGAUUAGAAUCAGCUGUUACACAAUAUCAAUCGAAACUUGGUUUACCUGUAACAGGUAAACUCGAUUCCACAACCUUAUCUAAAGUUAUGUCACCUAGAUGUGGUGUAGGCGACAACGAUGAUGAUAUCAAUCAUAAGUUGCAUAUAAAAAAACACUACACAUAUUUUCCUGGUAGACCAAGUUGGGGUAGAACCAGACCGUUGAUCUUAACUUAUGCUUUUUCUCCCCAUGAUUUCAUCGACUACAUAAAAAUAUCCGACGUUCGAGCUGCGUUUAACAGAUCUUUUGCGAGAUGGGCGUCAGUUAUUCCAGUUAACUUUACAGAAACUCAAGACUACAAACAUGCUGAUAUCAAAAUUGGUUUUUAUGAUAAAGACCAUGGAGAUGGGGAACCAUUUGAUGGAGUACUUGGAGUGCUAGCGCAUGCAUUUUCGCCAAAAAGCGGUCAUUUCCAUCUUGAUGCAGCUGAAACCUGGUCUGUUGAUUUCGACUUGGAAAAAUCAAGUGUAGCUAUUGAUUUGGAAUCCGUUGCGACACAUGAAAUCGGACAUGUCUUAGGGUUGGGUCAUUCAUCUGUUAAAGAAGCUGUGAUGUAUCCUAGUUUGAAUCCUAGAAGUAAGAAAGUAGACUUGAGAUUGGAUGAUGUUAAUGGUGUUCAAGUCCUUUAUGGUUCCAAUCCAAAUUUCAGUUUAACUUCUUUCUUACAGUCUGAAACUACUUCACCUAGUAGUAAAUCAUUUAGUUUAAGAAGACACAGAUCAAAUCCCUUUAUUUCAAUUUUUUUGUAUAUAGAACUUUUUUACUAUUGUGAUUUUUUGAUUUAGAUAUUAAAUUUUUAAUUAUGAUUUGGUUGUUGUGAAUUCUUGAGAUGCAUGGUUUGCACCACAAGUCACAAACUAGAAUCUUUGUUCUGUAGAAAACAAAGAACCAUAUAAGAAAAAAUAUAUUAUUAUGGCA
This is a messenger RNA of Papaver somniferum (opium poppy), 1240 nucleotides long. Its product is annotated as metalloendoproteinase 4-MMP-like. Gene Ontology annotation, cellular component: extracellular matrix. The record is from RefSeq and is a predicted model, not a curated record. Gene Ontology annotation, molecular function: zinc ion binding; metalloendopeptidase activity. The transcript has a single exon. Bases 37 to 1107 code for a protein of 356 amino acids. Gene Ontology annotation, biological process: collagen catabolic process; proteolysis; extracellular matrix organization. Lineage: Eukaryota; Viridiplantae; Streptophyta; Magnoliopsida; Ranunculales; Papaveraceae.